Messenger RNA from Carya illinoinensis, 1098 nucleotides. RefSeq lists its product as uncharacterized. Lineage: Eukaryota; Viridiplantae; Streptophyta; Magnoliopsida; Fagales; Juglandaceae. The record is from RefSeq and is a predicted model, not a curated record. The transcript has a single exon. Gene Ontology annotation, molecular function: catalytic activity. The coding region runs from base 1 to 1098 and encodes 365 amino acids.
AUGAAAAUCCUAAGUUGGAACUGUAGGGGGCUUGGGAACCCCCAAACAGUUCAAAUCCUUGAUGUGUUGAUCAAGGAAAAGAAGCCCGAUUUGGUCUUUCUUAUGGAGACCAAGUUAUCGUAUACAAAAGCUAGCAGGAUAUCGAAGAGGUUCAGGUUUCAAGGUAGUGUAGUAGUAGAGGCAGUGGGAAGAGGAGGGGGUCUUAUGCUCAUGUGGAAGGAGGAGAGUUUGGCAGAGCUCAUCAAUUACUCUCAACACCAUAUUAAUGUGAGUAUAUGGGAUGAAUCUAUUAGCAAGAGAUGGCUGCUAACUUGUUUCUAUGGCCAUCCUGUUUCAAGCUUAAGAGAUAAGACUUGGAGCUUAUUAGCAUCGUUUAAGCCUGCAGAUGGGGGAUGGGGUGUGAUAGGUGAUUUCAAUGAGGUCUUGUUCAGUGAUGAGAAGGAAGGAGGAAAGGCUAGGAGUGAGCUUUUGAUGAGACAGUUCAGAGGGGUAAUGGAGGAAGGAAGGUUAUGCGACCUGGGGUGGGUUGGAAACAAGUUCACAUGGAACAAUUGCCAUGAAGAUGAAUCCUUUACAAAAGAGAGAUUGGAUAGAGCUAUAGCAAAUGUUGAGUGGAAAUCUCUAUAUCCAGUGCACUCAGUUGAGACCCUCCCUGCCAUCUGUUCUGAUCACAGCCCAAUAUUGCUAAAUUUCAGUAUUGAGAGGUGCUCAUUUCAAAGAUGGCAUCAUUCCUUCAAGUAUGAGGCAAACUGGAACUUUGAGGAGGGCUGUAGUGAGAUAGUAGCAGAAGCAUGGAACAAACAGAUGGGUGAGAGAAGCAGGAUGGAAGUUCUGAUGGGAAAGUUAGAAUCAACCCAAAGGAAGUUAAGCCCGUGGAGCAGGAACUUGAAUAGAGAGAGGAUGGAAGCUAUUAAAGUUAAAACUCACCAAUUAGAGCUCCUACAGAGGAAUGCAGGGCCAAAGAAUGCGAGAGAACAGAAAAAGCUUCAAGUAGACCUUAAUCUCCUUUUAAACCAAGAAGACAUAAAGUGGAAACAAAGGGCUAAGAGACACUGGUUGGUAGAAGGAGACAGAAACACCAAAUUCUAUCAUGCCUGA